AGGUUUUGUUGUUAUUAUAUUUCUAUUAUAAAGUCAGUUUUUCCUAGAUAAAUCUGUAGAUAUUUACAAUUUUAUUUUGUUGUAUAAGUAAUAUUUUAGUAAUGGCAAAUAAGAUGAUUUCUUUGCGACGCUUAGCCCGUUCAUCCUUGUGUCAAUUCCGCGGGAUCUCCACACAUCUAAGUCCAAAGCUAUGCAAAGCUCAGGUGACCAACUCGUCUCCGACCGGCAAUGCAUCCUCACCCGGUGAGAGUUUAUUGGAAAUUAUGCUCCGUCAAAAAAUACGUAACCUAGGGCAACCAACUAGUGCAUCGCAUCCCCAUUUAAUAAGAAGCAAUGAGCUAGUCCCAGGCGUGGAGAUGAUUGAAUUCCAGAGUAGACGUAACACGUUAAUGAAAAACCUACAGGCCUAUGCCCGCACACUGGGCAACGAAUUCAAUGGACGAUCCUGCCAGAGUCAUAUGGUUGUCCUUAGUUCUGCCACCAAAAAGUACAUGAGCGGCAAGAUUCCGUAUGUUUUUAGACAAAAUUCUGAUUUUUAUUAUUUAACUGGAUGUUUGGAACCGGACUCUGCCCUCAUUCUGACCAUUGAUGAGAGCUCCAAUGUUCAGUCCAUACUAUUUAUGCGUCCCAAAGAUGCGCAUGCUGAGCUCUGGGAUGGUCCACGUACUGGGCCAGAGUUGGCCGUAGGUUUAUUUGGUGUCAAUGAGGCGUAUCCAAUGGAGCAAUUCAACAAUUGGCUAACCAAACGAUUUACUGCUGGAAAGCCGCAUCUGUGGUUCGAUGCAAAGCUAUCGGAGUUGCCGCAAGUCAAUGAAAGUGUCCUUAAGUUAACUAGCUCCGAGCAGAUCGCCUUGCUGCCCGUCUACACAUUUGUAGAGGCCAUGCGUCUACUGAAAUCGCCUGCUGAAAUGGAAUUAAUGCGUCGUACCUGUAAGAUAGCCUCGCAGUCCUUUAAUGAGGUUAUGGCCGAGACACGACCUGGUCAAUCGGAGCAUCAUCUGUUUGCAUCAAUCGAUUUUAAGUGCCGUAUGCGAGAUGCCAGCUUCAUGGCCUAUCCACCUGUCGUUGCUGCCGGCAAAAAUGCCACAAUUAUCCAUUAUGUGAACAAUACACAGUUAUUGCAGCCAAAGGAUUUGGUUCUCAUGGACGCUGGCUGUGAGUACGGCGGCUAUACGAGUGAUAUAACACGAACAUGGCCAGCAGAUGGCACAUUUACUGAUCCCCAGCGAACGCUCUACGAUAUGUUGGCCCAGCUGCAAAAGGAAGUCAUUGAAGUAAUUAUGAAGCCUGGCGGUGAGACAUUGGAUCAACUCUUUGAAGUCACGUGCUAUAAAUUGGGCAAAUAUCUACAAGAGAUUGGACUGAUUGGCAAGCAUAUAAGUGAUUACAAGGAGCUUGCCAGUCAGGGUUAUAGAUUCUGUCCCCAUCAUGUCUCUCACUAUCUGGGCAUGGAUGUGCAUGAUACACCGCAUGUGCCCAGAAAUACUGCAAUCCUUCCAGGCAUGGUAUUUACCGUCGAGCCGGGCAUUUAUAUUAGCCCGGAUCGCACCGAUGUUCCGGUGGAAUUCCGCGGCAUCGGCAUACGCAUCGAGGACGAUAUACUUAUCAAUGAUAAUAAUGAGGUGGAAAUUUUAACCGGCAGCUGCAUUAAAGAUUGCCGCGAGCUUGAAAAUCUAUUCAAGCGGAAGGACUGAAAUAAAGAUUUAUCUUUUGUCCCAAAAAA
Molecule: messenger RNA, 1723 nt
Organism: Drosophila willistoni
Lineage: Eukaryota; Metazoa; Arthropoda; Insecta; Diptera; Drosophilidae
Product: xaa-Pro aminopeptidase 3
Exons: 3
Coding region: 102-1694 (530 amino acids)
Cellular component (GO): mitochondrion
Molecular function (GO): manganese ion binding; metalloaminopeptidase activity
Source: RefSeq, a predicted model, not a curated record